UUUUUGUACAGUUCCUUUUUUUGAUUUUCUUAAUCUCUCUUUUCUAAUCUGUUUCUGAUGCACGGCGCAAUGAGCAGAGAGAGACAAGCAUGAGCUGAUUCAUGACAGUUAGUUCCUACGCGGUGUAACCACCAUGUUACGUUAAAUGUUUGUUGCUUUCCUUCUCUAAGCGUCGUUGCGUCAACUUCUUCUCGAAUAGGUUCUUUGUAAAAUCUAUUUUUACUUACCAUUUCAUAAUUUUCAUCUCUUUUAAUAUCGCUAAACAUAUUUUAUCUCUGAAUACAAAAAAAAAUAGAUUAAGAAGAAUAAGUCAGCAAACAGUGGGUUGCACGUAAUCAUACAUAAACAAUUAAUAGAAUAGUUUGAAUUUUCCGUCGAAGAAUCACGCUCUCUCUGUCUCUUAUAUAACAUCCAAAUUGGCACCUCUAUCCUGGGGUGUUAUUGCGAGGAAUGGUGGACUAGUGCCUUUCUAGCAAUCUUGUUGAUAAUUUCGUUUUUAUUUCUAAUGUAUAGCGAAAGAAAGAUGAAUAUGAAGGAUUCACGACCCCUGAUGUCAACCAUGUUUUCUGGAAUCAACAGCAAAACUCCAACGUCCAUCCGUAAGAUCACGGGUUUAUUCGAGGCAAAAAUGAAUUCUGCUGUGUCAAAGAAUCAAAAAGAGGUAAAGGGUCACUCCGUAGAUAAAUCAUGUGGAUGGGCCAGCAAUUUUCUUUCAAUGGUGGAAUUAAGGAGGAAGAUACUAAGCUUCAGAGAUAUUAUAGACCUUCCUCCCUGUGAUACACGAGGUCCAAUUAAAGAGUUGUUGAUGGGAACUGUCGCAGAUCUUCACAACCUGUACCCAAAAAUUGUGCCCAGCAUUGACAUGUCAGAAAUGGAUGAAACAUCUGUACAUGAGGUGUUCUACCAAUUUUACAAUGCUUUAAAAUCUGUUGGAGACUCGUGGGAGAAAAAUCACAAGUGGUUGAACAAAUUCAAAUGUGAAAAAACAGGCAACAUGGACGACCUUAGUUUGGAGCAAUUUGUUGAUACAGUGUUGGCAAAACUUGACUACAUGAUUAAGAUAGCAAAAGAAAUAUUCGAUGUAAUGGAUGAAGAAGAUCAGAAAAGUGAAGGGAGUCCACGGUAUUCCAUGUUUGGAGAUGCAUUAAGUAAAUCUUUUGACAGUAAAACAUCAUCUUGUCUCUCUCCGGUAACCCCUACUUCAGUCCUUCCGGAUAUGAUCGAGAGUACAAUAAAUAACGGGAAAUUUGCAGACUACACAUAUUCUCCCCCUCUUCUAUUUCCUCUCAGGCUGCAGGCUGUAGGUAAGUUGAAAACUGUCGAUGUUACACGUCUCUCCCCCAAAAUGGCCCCCAAUGUGUCAACUAGAAGUUCCACGACUAUCAAUGUAUUGAAAAAGACAGAUCGUGAAGAGAAGCCAAAGAUAAGAGAAGCAAAAAGAAAUUUUGAAGGAUUUCAAGUAAGAACUCCCAGUAAGGAACCUAAAGUUUCAAACGAUACUAAUGGCAAACUGAAGAUACAGAAGUCUAUACCAAAUGAGAUGAAAAGCAAGAGAGUUGAUGGAAUCAGCAACAAUGAAACAUCUAAACUCACCGUGCCACCAGUUGGACGACCUACACGCACAGUGAAAAAAGAACCCACCCCCCGGCUUGUUCACACAAGAAGAGAACCAAAACUGCUAUCUCAAGCACCUCAGCCACCAUCACGAAUCCUGUCACCCAAAGCAACUGUCGCACCAGUAAAAGCAUCUGCAGCACCAGUUCCUCUUUCAUCACCACCAUAUGCUGUGCCAUCAAUUGCUGCAGUAGCACAACCACCGCCCACGUUAGAAACGAAGGUAUCUGCGGUUUCACCUCCACCACCACCCAUGCAUGAAGUGGAGGCCUCUGCUGCGCCACCUCCACACCCAUCUAUGUUGGAGUCGAAUGCUGCGGUACCAGUCCUACCACCCAUGUCAAAAGCUAAUGUAUCUCCACCCACACCUCCACCACCACCACCGAUGUGGAUUUCAGAUUCUUCUGCAUCAUCACCAAUACCCAUGUCAAAAGUAAAUGUGUCUCCAGCACCACCUAUGUGGAACUCAAAUGCUUCUGUACCACCAUCUCCACCACCGCCACCCAUGUUAAAAGUAAAUGAAUCUUCAGCACCGCCUCCACCACCGCCACCUAUGUUAAAAGUAAAUGAAUUUCCAGCACCGCUUCCACCACCACCUGAGUGGACAUUAACAGCUUCUGCACUACCAUUACCACCACAAUCCCUGCUCCAGACAAAAGGAUCAGUGCCGCCGCCACCACCACCACCCAUGCUCCAAGCAAAAGGAUCAGUGCCGCCGCCACCACCACCACCCAUGCUCCAAGCAAAAGGAUCAGCGCCGCCGCCACCACCACCACCCAUGCUCCAAGCAAAAGGAUCAGCGCCACCACCACCACCAAUGUUACAGGCAAACGGAGGUGCUCCACCACCUCCUCCUCUACUAGGUGUUUCAAAAGCUCUUCGUCCCAAGAAAGCAAAUACGAAACUGAAGAGAUCAACAAACAUGGGUAAUCUCUACAGGCUUCUUAAAGGAAAGGUAGAGGGGUCUAGUUUAGAUGGUAAAUUAUCAAAUGGGAAAAAGAAUAUUGGGAGCUCUGGAGGUAGCAAACAGAGCAUGGCUGAUGCACUAGCAGAAAUGACAAAAAGAUCUGCUUACUUCCAGCAAAUAGAGGAAGAUGUAGAAAAGCAUGCUAAAACAAUCAAUGAAAUGAAAGCUGCACUCAGUUCAUUCCAAACGAAGGACAUGUCCGAACUGCUAAAAUUUCACCAGUACAUAGAACUUCAUCUCGAAGACUUAACAGAUGAAAGCCAGGUAUUGGCAAGGUUUGAAGGUUUCCCCACAAAGAAGCUCGAAAUUUUGAGGACAGCUUCAGCACUUUACUCGAAGCUGAACUCAAUUGUUACUCAACUUGAGACCUGGAAGAUAGAGGCUCCUCUUGACAAGCUACUGGAUAGGGUUGAGUGCUACUUCAACAAGAUCAAGACAGAGGUUGAUGCACUGGAACGGACCAAAGACGAUGAAGCUAAACGAUUUCAGAGUCACAAUAUCCAUUUUGACUUCAACAUACUAGUAAGAAUCAAAGAAACGAUGGUGGAUGUCUCAUCUGGAUGCAUGGAACUGGCACUAAAGGAAAGAAGACAGGCAAAGGCAGAAGAAAAUGAGGGAGCUGGAUCUAAAGCUGAAAUAAAAUUGAGAGCAUGUGCUAAGAUGCUUUGGCGGGCUUUUCAGCUGGCAUUCCGAGUUUAUACUUUUGCAGGUGGACAAGAUGAUCGUGCCGAGAAGUUGACAAGAGAACUGGCUCAUGAAAUAGAAACUGAUCCUGAGCACCAGUAAAAUAAUCUUAUACAUGUUGUGCUACAAUAUAGUAUAACUCAUCCAAAAGGAGGCAAAAGAGAAUAGUUUGCAAAAUCAGAACCAUUUCAUCACAUUGAAGCAACUGUUGCGUCAUAUCGUGAUACCACUUUUGUUCGAUUUAAAACCUCAAGCGAAGGUUAAGGUUUAGUCUAUGGUAGAUUAUGAAUGAGACUUAUAUAGCAAUUAUAUAAUAUUGUUGCUUGAUAAAAUUGUGUAAGAAGACUUGUGGGAGCAAAAAAAAGGGGUUAGCUCAAUCUUCAUUGCUCUACUUAUGGCAAGGGUCGUUUAUUUUUUUGGUGUAAGUGAUCGAUAGUGUGAUUUCAACAUUCUCUAUCACCGGUACUAUAAGAACUAUUAUGCCAAUAGACAGUCUUGCUUGUUGUAGAUUAUA
This is a messenger RNA of Papaver somniferum (opium poppy), 3779 nucleotides long. RefSeq names its product translation initiation factor IF-2-like. Gene Ontology annotation, cellular component: chloroplast outer membrane. The transcript is spliced from 9 exons. NCBI's taxonomy places the organism in Eukaryota, Viridiplantae, Streptophyta, Magnoliopsida, Ranunculales, Papaveraceae. The coding region runs from base 506 to 3367 and encodes 953 amino acids. The record is from RefSeq and is a predicted model, not a curated record. Gene Ontology annotation, biological process: chloroplast organization.